Messenger RNA from Mobula hypostoma (lesser devil ray), 895 nucleotides. It is a transcript of the gene hscb, whose product is annotated as HscB mitochondrial iron-sulfur cluster cochaperone. The record is from RefSeq and is a predicted model, not a curated record. Gene Ontology annotation, cellular component: mitochondrion. Gene Ontology annotation, biological process: protein complex oligomerization; [2Fe-2S] cluster assembly. Lineage: Eukaryota; Metazoa; Chordata; Chondrichthyes; Myliobatiformes; Myliobatidae. The coding region runs from base 71 to 895 and encodes 274 amino acids. Gene Ontology annotation, molecular function: ATPase activator activity; protein-folding chaperone binding. The transcript has a single exon.
CAGUCGCAGUGAGGCGGAGCAGGUUGGCAGGUUCCCGGCGCUGAUUGGACGGGAGUCGGGGGCGGGGGGCAUGCCGGAAGUGACGCCAUGCCGCUCGGCGAGCGCGCUCUCUCUCAGCGGGGGGAUGCUGCUUCGCGUCGCGCUGCGUGCGGCUCUCUCGCUGUUACCGAGGGGUGGACGGUGCCGAGCGCUGGUCCCCUCCGCCCCGCCGGCCGGGCGGUGGCCGCGGGGAGCCGAGCCCCGUGGCUGGCAGGUCUGGGCCGGAUGUCCGGCCGCUGCCCAGAUCGGCCUGCGCCUUCACUCCGCUGAGUGCUGGCGCUGCGGAGCUGCCCCCGAGCCACUGGCUUUCUUCUGCCCGUCCUGCCGGGCGCUGCAACCCCCGGACCGGCGGCUGGACUACUUCCAGUUGCUGGGCCUGCCGCGCCGCUAUCGGCUGAACACCGAGCGGCUGCAAGAAUCGCACCGGCGGCUCCUGCGCGCCCUGCAUCCGGACAACUUCGGGCAGAGCACCGAGGCCGAGCGCCGGUACUCGGAGGAGCAGUCGGCGCUGGUCAACGAGGCCUACGCCGCCCUGCUCCGGCCUCUGUCCCGAGGUCUCUACCUACUCCAGCUAGAGUUGCCCGACGAGCCUGUGGCGGCGGAGGACGAGGCCAACGCCGACCCCGCCUUCCUGAGCACCGUGUUGGAGCUCAACGAGCGGCUGGCUGAGGCUGAGACUCAGGCCGACAUCCGCCGUGUGGCCGUCUCGGUGGAAGAGCGGCUGCUGGAGCUGGACGCGCAGGUGAUGCGGGCUUUCGAGCAGAGUCGCCCGCGGGACGCCCGCCCGCUGCUGCAGCAGAUGAAGUACUGGAACAGUAUCGGAGACAGAGUGAAGGAGCGACUGCUGCCCCGCUGA